Racocetra persica is the source of this 679-nucleotide messenger RNA. The record is from the annotation of a GenBank genome assembly. Lineage: Eukaryota; Fungi; Glomeromycota; Glomeromycetes; Diversisporales; Gigasporaceae.
AGAGCAAAUGUCGAUCUUAAACCUAUUCUUAGUAUUCAUGUGGCUCUACAAUAUAUUUCUAAAUAUGCAAGUAAAGCAGAACCACGAUCAGAGGCCUUUUCACAGAUAUUAGAUCGAAUACUUAAUAAUAGUAAUGCUACUAAUAGAUUACUUGCCCCAGUUCAGAAAUUAUUGCUUCAUAGUAUUUCUGAACAUGAUAUAUCCGCUCAAGAAACUUGUCAUCUACUUCUUGAAAUUUCUCUUUAUCAUUCAAGCUGUGCCUUUGUUUUAUUAAAUCUCAAUAAAGAAACAGCUCGUUGGCUUCAUGGUGCAGGUGUUAGAGAAGAUGAAAAUUAUAGUAAAAGAGCAAAUGUCGAUCUUAAACCUAUUCUUAGUAUUCAUGUGGCUCUACAAUAUAUUUCUAAAUAUGCAAGUAAAGCAGAACCACGAUCAGAGGCCUUUUCACAGAUAUUAGAUCGAAUACUUAAUAAUAGUAAUGCUACUAAUAGAUUACUUGCCCCAGUUCAGAAAUUAUUGCUUCAUAGUAUUUCUGAACAUGAUAUAUCCGCUCAAGAAACUUGUCAUCUACUUCUUGAAAUUUCUCUUUAUCAUUCAAGCUGUGCCUUUGUUUUAUUAAAUCUCAAUAAAGAAACAGCUCGUUGGCUUCAUGGUGCAGGUGUUAGAGAAGAUGAAAAUUAUA